Coffea eugenioides is the source of this 456-nucleotide messenger RNA. RefSeq lists its product as uncharacterized. Gene Ontology annotation, molecular function: nucleic acid binding. The record is from RefSeq and is a predicted model, not a curated record. Bases 1 to 456 code for a protein of 151 amino acids. The transcript has a single exon. NCBI's taxonomy places the organism in Eukaryota, Viridiplantae, Streptophyta, Magnoliopsida, Gentianales, Rubiaceae. Gene Ontology annotation, biological process: DNA integration.
AUGAAAGAAGUGCACAGCGGUGUAUGCGGAUCCCACAUGAAUGAGCACUUACUGGCUAAGAAGUUCAUGAGAACGGGGUAUUUUUGGCUCACCAUGGAGCAUGACUGUGUAGAAUUUGUCAGAAAAUAUAUUAAGUGUCAAAUACAUGCCAAUAUUAUACAUGCUCUUCCAUCAGAGUUACAUAGUAUGACUGCUCUUUGGCCCUACUCAAUGGGGGGAAUGGACGUGAUUGGAGUUAUUGAUCCCCCAACCUCGAAUGGGUAUCGAUUUAUCCUAGUGGCGAUCGAGUAUUUCACCAAAUGGGUUGAAUCAACAUCUUACAAGAGCGUGACCAAGAAAAUAGUAUCCGAGUUUCUCAGGAACCACAUUAUCUGUCAUUUUGGGAUGUCAGAGACGCUGGUCACUGACAAUGCUAGAAACCUCAAUAAUGAUAUGGUAGAUGAAUUAUGCCAAUAA